Chiloscyllium plagiosum (whitespotted bambooshark) is the source of this 3312-nucleotide messenger RNA. RefSeq names its product TATA box binding protein (Tbp)-associated factor, RNA polymerase I, B (gene taf1b). The record is from RefSeq and is a predicted model, not a curated record. NCBI's taxonomy places the organism in Eukaryota, Metazoa, Chordata, Chondrichthyes, Orectolobiformes, Hemiscylliidae. Gene Ontology annotation, cellular component: RNA polymerase transcription factor SL1 complex; RNA polymerase I core factor complex. Gene Ontology annotation, molecular function: RNA polymerase I core promoter sequence-specific DNA binding. Gene Ontology annotation, biological process: RNA polymerase I preinitiation complex assembly; nucleolar large rRNA transcription by RNA polymerase I.
ACAUUCCCUGAGGUUGCAAAAACCAAAGGCUUUUUUUUUAUUGAUGCAGGACACUAUUUACAGACGUUUGAGGCCAUGAGAGGGUCUGACCAUUGAACAGACCCGCAUUGUACUUUGACAGAAAUACCUUAGACGAUGGUAUUAUUCCGAAUAUGAGCUGCAGCAUUCUCCAAGUUUUAAAUCACCCCCUUAUUGUCUAGACAUUGAAUCAUAGCAUUACCAUCCAUUCACGCCUAUUUUCAAGUCUCCUUGCCCUGAUUCAUUUUCAUCCAAUGAUUAUGUAUCCGUUAAGUUUUAGUUUCCCACAGCUUCCCACCCCCUCCCCCGUCUUGCAUCGUUGCAUUUCAACAAAUUAAAAUCUUCCACAGGAAAUAUUCACGUCGUUGUCAAGUUCAAAAAAAAAGGGGUUAUGUUUACAUGGUCGGCCAAGACUUUUAAAAUACACAAACGUAUUCACGUACAGACCGUGUUUGUGUUGUAUUAAACACCCCGCUGGGUUUCCAGUCAUUUUGAGAACGUGAUAAAGCAGCAGCUGAGCACAUUCCAUCAAAACCGGACGGUUUGGAGCGGCGGACCGGAAGUGCGCCCGGGAGAAAGUGGUCCGGCCGGAACUACAAGGGGGGGGUGGUCCGGGCAAGGUGGGGAAUGGAUGAGGAGGACACGAGAGAUUUCAGAGAGCCAUGUGAACGAUGUUCUGUGAUUAACUGGGCGAUUUCAGAUGAAGGCAAAUUCUUUUGCAAGUCCUGUCACAAUGUUAUUGAGAAAACAGCAGAUGCUCCCUGUGAGAUUUUUAUGCAAAAUGCAAGAGUGAACACUCUGUCCAAAGGACUAAAGAAGAGAAAUAAACUUGAUCAAGGCUGUGAAUGGUAUGUUUGUGAAGGCUUUCAGUACAUACUGAAUCAGCAAGCAAAGGCCCUGGUAGCCUUGGGCACAUCUCCACUGCUCAAAGAUGAAACUCUGUGCAAUAUUUGGCGGCGUUAUCUGCAAAAAUCCCAACAGGCCUACACAAACAAACCAAUUGAUGCCCCUCGCAGACAAAGGCUGGUUUCAGAUUCGUCAGAAUUGGUGUCUGACUCAGAUGUUUCAUGGUCUUCGCUGACAGAAAGUAAUCCUGAAGGUCAAGAUAGUAGUAUUCAAUUAACCAAAGAUGCAGUUGAAUCAGAGGAUGAAGCAACCUCUAUACGGUCAGGAUCUGUUGAUGGCAGUCUGUAUCGACGAACCGCUUACCGUAAAGGACUACUGAUGUCUAUGCCUUUGACACUGGCAUUUUGCUAUCUGGCACUACUGUGGCUUCGAGAAUCGAUCACUCUUGCAGACCUCCUACGGUUUGUUUCAGAACAACAGAUACCAUAUCUGAACGCCUUCCAGUAUUUUCCUGAAGAAAUGAAACUGUAUGGACCCGAUAUCCAUAUCUUUCAAGUACAGUCCAUUCCAUCCUAUGAAGAAAUUCAAGGGAAGAUGCAUCAACUUGCUGUGUUUCUGGAAAUGCCUCGAUUUCCUGAAAUAACUGAGAAAUGUUUUCUCCAUCCAGAUAUGCUUUGUAUCAAGCUCUUGAUGGAAGCUAACUUACCAGAGAACAUGCAUAUCUGGAUACGAAGAUUGGUGAAGAAAAUGGGUAUCGGAGAAGUGGACUUUCUGACUUAUCACCCAUUGUCUAGAAGAGCAAAAAUGGUCAAGUAUGAAGUUCAGGCUGCAGCGGUAAUUGUGGUUGCCCUGAAACUGCUGUUUGUUCUUAAUGAUAAACAUGAGUGGUUGCUAUCUAACAGAGCGAAAGAGAUAAACAAACAAAACAGUGAAGGCAUUAAGGUAUUUCAAUUCAAAAAAUGGUACACAGUAAUGAGAAACAGUUUGGACGAACGUGAAAAGGAAGCGGAAGACCAAGCAGCCAGGCAUUUGUGGAAAUGUGAAAAGCCAUUAUUCUUUUCUGUAAAAGACAAAUCGGUGAUCUACAAAAAGAAACGUAUGAUCCACAGUCUUAAGAAGCAAUUUGUUAGACUCGCUGGUUCCCAUCAAAUAAUGGAAAAGGAAAAACCUUCCAGUUUCAAAUUCAAUUGGAAUGAAGGCAGCUUAGAGAGACUGUGCUUUCGUGAAGACAGCCUAAAAGCAUAUGAUUAUGAAAAAAGUAAAAGGAUCAGAACUGUCAAUGAUCGCUACUGGGUCAGUUGUCUAAAUAUUUGCCAAGAAAAAUACUGUGGACAUUUAACAAAGUCUGAAGAAAAGUAUUUUCCAGGAAGUUAUCUGUUCAUCCUACAAUUGUUCUCCUUCCUGCUUGGAGUGGAAUUCUCCAUGUUACAUUUGGAGGUGUGUCAGUUGGAACAUAGACUCUUUAAUUUACGAGAUGAAUUGAAGCCAAGAAGAAAAUGUAAGAAAACUAAAUCAUAAUGGGUUCUACAAGGAGAGAAGAUGACAUGGCACAAACAAUACUGGAAUCUGAAAUUGAUACUGUUUGACUGGUGCAUUGUUUUCACUGUCGUUCAACUUGUAUCAAAAUAAUUUUUAUAAAGCUGAUUUAAAAGUGUUGCUCUAGUUAUUCAAAUAAUAUUUACUCUCGGAGUAAAAAUAGGCAAAUAGGAAUAACCAAAUGUAGCUUUACAAUGUGCAACAUCAACUUUAGUGAGAUUGUUUCAGUAAGCUUAUUUUAAAUUUGUUGUGUUUAGUGUCAGUGAAGUUUCUGUUACACUUAUUUUGGCUGUUUGGGGUAAGGAGCUCACAUUUCAAACCUGUUUUCCAAAGUGAAUUACAUCAUUACACAAUAUUAAUAGUCAUAAUGAAUAUGUCUUUAUGAAACCAGUCUGAUAAAAAUGCAUUGGUAUACAAAUUCUACUACAUUUUUUGUAUUUUUGUGCCAAGAUGGAAUAUUGAUGUUUGACUCAGUUAUAAUUAUGUCAACACUUUCAUAAUGUAUGUUGAAGAACUUAAUCUUUAAUAUUUAUAUUUGUUUGAUAGUAUAUUAUUUCAGUACUGCUGAAAAAGAUAUUUUGUUGAAGCUUUUCAUCUUGCACCAGCAUAAUGCACAAGAAUAUCAAAAAAAAGUGGCAUGAAAGGAGAAUGCAAAUUAAUUGGCAAGUGAACUUUGGUAGUGGUGUUACAUUGAAGAAUGCAUCAACUGCUGCUGAUUGACAGUUCACUGCCAGGCUUUGUUCAACUCUUGAAAUGAGCAGGUAGACUCCUAUUUGUCAAGGCAUUGCUCUGAGAAAAGAAACAAUGAAUGACAAUCACGAAUGAGUUGAAACAAGUGGGGUGGCACGAUGGCUCAGUGAUUAGCACUGCUGUCUCACAGCACCAGGGUCACAGAUUUGAUUCCAGCCUCGG